Aphis gossypii (cotton aphid) is the source of this 2940-nucleotide messenger RNA. Its product is annotated as zinc finger MYM-type protein 5-like. The record is from RefSeq and is a predicted model, not a curated record. Gene Ontology annotation, molecular function: protein dimerization activity. Bases 970 to 2346 code for a protein of 458 amino acids. The transcript has 3 exons. Lineage: Eukaryota; Metazoa; Arthropoda; Insecta; Hemiptera; Aphididae.
AAGAAAAGAACAAAAAAAAAGCUAUCUGGGUCUAUGGAUCGAUUCUUUAAUAAAAUACUAGUUAAUCCAGAAGUUAAUCCUAUUGAAAAUGAUAUUGAUGAUACUUGUAUUAGUGAAAGUAAUAAUCAAUCAGAACUGAUUUUAAAUACAACUGUUGAACGUUCACCUCCUACAUUGACACCAAUUGAUUCUUCUGAAAAAGAAUUUAAUGUUAAUGACAAAAAGGAUGAAUUAGAUUGUUCAUCUUCUGAAGUUGAUUGUUCUGAAACUGUUGGUAAAAAAAGUUAUGUGGAAUAUUUUAAUAAUAUUGGAAUUUGGUCUGAUGUAAUUGAUGAUACUUUCCGUGAGUACCUCAUAAUGAACCCACCUAAUCAAAACAUCUGUAAAAUUGGUUCAUCUAGCAAACUUAUCUCGGGUGUAUGGCGAAAAUUAAAUGAGUCUAGUUUUUUUUGUGUUAAAAAGAACAAUAAAUAUAAAAGAGAAUGGUUAAUUUAUUCUGAUGAAGUUAAAAAACUAUUUUGUUAUGUUUGUAAACUGUUCAAUCCAAGUGAUAUAACACAACUUUGUCGAGGUGGAUUUGAUGACUGGACACAUGUUAAUAGGCGCCUAAAUGAACAUGAAAAUUCAUGCGCACACAGAAAAUCUGUUUGUAAUCUUUCUAACCGUUCUGCUAUUUUAAAAUGAAUCGAUGUGGAGAUAGUUUUGCAGUAUAAAAAAGAAACUGCUUAUUGGAAUAAUGUUUUGAGAAGAGUUAUUGCUGCUAUUAAAUUUAUUUCUAUUAGAGGACUUUCAUUUUUUGGCGAUAAUGGAAAUCUUAAUUCAUUGCACAAUGGAAAUUUCUUAGGUAUAUUGGAAUUAAUCAGUCUAUUCGACCCUUUUUUGGCCAACCAUAUCUCUGAUUAUGGUAAUAAAGGAUCUGGCCACACAAGUUAUAUUUAAUCUUUUACUGUUCGUGAAAUUAUUUCUCUUAUGGCUUCUACUGUUUUAGAAAAAAUUUUGUCUGACGUCCGCAAAGCCAAGUACUUUGGUCUGAUAGUUGAUUCUACACCAGAUAUUACUCAUAAUGAUCAGUUAUCAUAUGUAUUAAGGUAUGUAGAUGAAAAAGGGGAUAUACAUGAGCGUUUUAUUAAGUUUGAAAAUAUACAUGGCCAUACAUCAGCAUAUUUGACAUUAACAAUUUCUACUCUUCUUGAGAAACUUAAACUGGACAUGAAAAAUUGUGUAGGCCAGUCCUAUGAUAACGCUUCUAAUAUGUCUGGUAAAUAUUCUGAGUUACAAGCUCGUAUAAAGGAAUUAUCUCCAAAGGCUGAGUAUGUGCCAUGUGCAACUCAUUCACUCAAUUUAGUUGGAGUUAAUGCAGUGGAAUCAUGCACUACAGCUGCUAUUUAUUUUGGAAUCGUUCAGGCCCUUUAUGUAUUUUUUUCUUCAUCCACUAGCAGAUGGGAUGUAUUAAAAAAGCACCUUUUGUCAAAACAAAAAAAUAUUUUGCUGAAAUCAAGAUCUCAAACUCGCUGGUCUGCUGAUGCAAAUUCAGUAAAAGCUCUAUAUUUGGGAUACAAUGAAGUUAUGUUAGCACUAACUGAAAUUGGUGAAGACAACAAUCAAAAAAUAGGUGUACAAUUUGAAGCAAAAGAGUUACACAAAAAACUAAAAAAGAAAGAAGUUGGUAUCACAACUAUAGUAUGGAAUACUAUUUUGCAAAGAAUAAAUAAUACUAGUAUAGACUUGCAAAAAUCUACUAUUAAUUUAUCUGUUAUUGUUUCUGUUUAUGAAUCUUUGAUUGCAUUCAUUCAUGAUGUUAGAAAUAGUUUUAACAACAUUGAAUUAGAAUCUAAAAGCUUUAACAUUGAUUCUGAGUUUUGUGAUAAAAGAAAAAAACAACCUCCCAAAUCUAGAAUGUUAGAUGAUAUUGCAAAUAACCCAGGUGUUAAUUUGUCUAAAAAGCAAGAUUAUAUUGUAAACACAUUAUACGUUCUUUGUGAUAAAUUAAUUUCUGAACUAGUCAAACGUAAUCAUGCAUAUAAACUGUUAGAACAAAAAUUUGGUUUCUUAUAUAAAAAUAUGACACGUCCAAAGAUUUCUAACUCGGUUAAAUUAAUACUGAAAACGUAUUCAGAUGAUUUGGACUAUGAACUAGUAGAUGAGCUAAUACAAUUUCAAGAACUGAAAGAAAUAGUUUUUCCAGAAUCCACAAGUAAAAUAGUAGACCCUCAGAGGCAAUUGAAAUAUUUACGUAACAUGGAUAUACGUAAUACAUUUCCUAAUAUUGAAAUAUUAUUGCAAAUAUACUUGACAAUGCCAUGCACUAACUGUUCCAGUGAGAGAUCUAUUUCUGCAUUAAAAUGAAUUAAAACACGACUCAGAUCUUGUAUGACACAAGAACGUUUGGACGGUUUAUCUUUGUUAACUAUUGAAAGUGAUGUUACAUCAUCAUUAGAUUUUGAAUCAGUUAUUGAAACUUUUGCAGAGAAAAAAGCAAGAAAGAAAUCUUUGUAAUUUGUUAACUUUUUUUGUGAUCAAAUAUUCAAAUGUUAUACUUACUUAUAAAUAUAGAAAAUAUAGAAAUUAUUUAUUUUUUAUUUCAUUUUAAUUAUAUAAAAUAAAUUAUUAAAUUAAUAAGUUAUUUACCUACCAUUUUUAUAAUUUUAUGGAAGAUUGAUAAUUAAUUACGUUAUUUAAUUAGUAUUAUCUUUUCAUUACCCUUAAUUUAAAAAAUUACAUUGUAUUUAUAGUACAUGAAAUAAUGUACAAAUAUUUUAUGAGUUUUGGGAUAUUUAUUUAAUACUUAACAUAUAAAUAUUUUGUUUUUAUUAUCAAUAUUUCCCCCUCCUCUCUAUAUAGAUUUUUUCUGGAACAUUUUUUUGACUUGUGGUGGUGGGGGUAGGGGGUAGGGGGCCCCCAAAAAAAUUGUGCACUUAGCCCUAAUUUUAUUAAAUCAGG